AUGACUUCAACUUCAAUCUUCGUUAUUUCUACUCUUCUGGCAGUUUUAGUCGCAGCCUUCCCUAUUGAGGGCGGAUUUCAAGGUUCUUUCAAAUCGAAAAAUUUGAUAAACGGAAAUUUCAGAAAGAAUCCACAGAGAAAUGCAGGCGGCCGGAAUUUCGCAGGCAACAAUUGAUGGGAUUCAGAAGAUAGCAGACAACUACAAGGUUACUUUUUGAAUUUGACAAUUUUAUGAGAAGUUGAAAGUUUUCAGGAAGAUUUCGCAGAAGUCAAGUCGAAUCCGGAGGUCGCCAAGGCGGCUUUCGAGAAGAUGAGACUCGACGUUGACACCUACAUCAAGACGGCUCCCGCAGCUGACCAGGUGCAGUUUUUCGAUAGUUUUCAAGCUCGAGAAAGAUUUAAAUUAUCUGAAAACCAAGGAAUAUAUCAAAUAAGACAAUAUUUCCAUUUAUAGGCCGCCUGGAAGACCUUCGCCCAGAAUCUCAAGGCCGAGCUCGAAGCUCAUCGCCCGACUGUGCCUUCAUAA
Molecule: messenger RNA, 525 nt
Organism: Caenorhabditis auriculariae
Lineage: Eukaryota; Metazoa; Nematoda; Chromadorea; Rhabditida; Rhabditidae
Source: the annotation of a GenBank genome assembly